Messenger RNA from Lotus japonicus, 1257 nucleotides. RefSeq lists its product as uncharacterized. NCBI's taxonomy places the organism in Eukaryota, Viridiplantae, Streptophyta, Magnoliopsida, Fabales, Fabaceae. The record is from RefSeq and is a predicted model, not a curated record. The transcript has 5 exons. The coding region runs from base 1 to 1257 and encodes 418 amino acids.
AUGGAAGACAGUGGUGGUAGAGGUUUUGGUAGAGGAAGAAAUACUAAUAGAAGUCUUGGCAAAGGUAGGGGAAGAGGGAGAGGUAAAAGGAAUAGUACUAUGGCAGCACCACCUUCUAUUGGGGAAUCCACACUACCUUCCACUACCCAUGCAACGCCUCCCCAUUGUCAACCCACCGCAGAUUCCACAUCUAGUCAUGAUCCACUUGUUGGGCAAUCCACACCACCUUCCACUACCCAUUCAGCGGCUAGUCAUGUUCCAUCUGAGGAUAUUGGUAAUCUUAGCGGUGAUGGAAGAAUGUUGAUCCGUCCAGCUCCAUCAAACGAGUUUGAGCCGUCCGGUAUUGUCCGCGAGAUCAUGACGAUUAUAAAAAGCAAGUUUGUAGGAAAUUGGACAAGUUAUGCAACAACAAAUAAGUUUGAUCCAGACUUGACUAACAUGUGGUUUAAUGAAUUUAAGAGGAAGUUUAGAUGGCUACCUGAGCAUGACAUCCAAAUCCGGAAGUCUUUUGACCACAAAGCAUCUACUGGGCUAGGGGACUCACUGUAUAGGGUGCGUAUUAAGAGAGAUAGUGGAACCUGGAUUCCCGAGCAAAACCGUAAGGUGAUGGAACAAAAAUGGAAGGAAGACGCCGAAUGGAAGAGAAAGGCAGCAAUAAAUUCUAAUAAUAGAAAGUCAUCUAGUGGUCCCCUACAUACAGGAGGAUCCAUUCCUUCAUCUGAGCACUUUAGGAGAUUAGAAAAAUCGAGUGAAAAGAAACCUGAUAAUUGGGAAUUAUUUGAAAUCACUCACAAACUCAAAAAUGAUCCCACAAAAUGGGUUUCCCCAGUAGCAGAGAAGAUUGCGGUUGAUUUUGAAACACAAAUUGCUGCAAGAGACUCACAGGAGAAUGAAGAUGGUGCCCACAAAAAAUCAAAUGAUGAAAUCUACUUGGAGGUUGUUGGGGGUGCGAACAAGAAGGGGCGGAUUUAUGGAUUAGGUGCAGAGGCUGUAAAGUUCAAACGUUAUAAGGCCACGUCAUCUCAUGGCGUCUCACCCUCAGAGUAUGAGACAAUGAGAAAUCUUGUUUCUACUUUAACAGAGGAGAACAAGAAGCUAAAGGGAAAAAUGGAGACAUAUGAUGAAAAAUUUGCAAACUUGGACAGAUUCUUGGAGAGCUUUCCUCAAAGCAUGGCUUCACGCUCUGUUGAACAAUCACCUACAAAUCAGCAUAACAUAGAUGAUGAAGAAUUAGAGGAUGAUUUGGAUGGCAUUUGA